AACACUCUCCUCGAAAAAAUCUGUUGAAUACUAUAGUUUUGAUUAAGAUUUUUUUUAUUAUGUGUUUAAAUAAAAAUGGCAUUAUAAUGACACACUAUCUCACUUUGGGAUUGACGUUUGCAAAAUUAAAUUCGAAUUGGAUAAGGGAUGCGAAGGCCACCAUAUAUUCUUCGCCGCUGGUACCCGUGGGUAGCCUUGCUAUGUAUGUUUGAUGUUCAAGCUGGCGAGCUUCCCCACGGUUCCGGCUCCGUCUCAGGCGCCGGCGCCGAUAUACAACUUCCGCCACCAGCCCCAACUUCAAACCGUCAAAUUUAGUCCAAAACCCAACAAAUUAGGCUCGUUUGCGACUACCUCCGUUCCAAAAUCGGCAGGUUCAGUUUGCACCCCAACACCUGAGGAAGAUUCUAUAACUGUAAGACCCACUUUGAAGAAUCAGAUCAAGAAACCAUUAACACUAUCCGAAAAGAUUACGCAACUGUGCGAAUCCAAAAGUUCGUCGGAAGUUUUCCGUACAUUUCAAGAAUACCUCGACAACGCCCUUUACCACUCGUCUGAAAAAUCCGAGGCCUUAGGCGUCCUCUUACAGGCCUGUGGUAAACAAAAGGACAUUCAAACGGGUCGUAAAGUCCAUGAAAUGGUUACUAAGUCGACCCGAUUAAAAGAUGACGAUAUACUCUGUACGCGGCUCAUCACAAUGUACUCGAUGUGCGGGUAUCCUUCCGAUUCUUGCUCUGUUUUCCAUCAAUUACGAAGCAAAAAACUGUACCAAUGGAAUGUUCUUAUGAGUGGGUACACAAAGAAUGAGCGUUGGUUUGAUGUUAUUUGUUUGUUUAUUGAGCUGAUGACUUCAACCCAGGAAAGGCCAGACAAUUUUACCUUUCCUUGUGUUAUUAAAGCUUGUGGAGGGGUUCUUGAUGUGGGUUUGGGGGAAGCUAUUCAUGGGAUGGCAUCAAAGAUGGGUUUGGUUAGCGAUGUCUUUGUAAGCAAUGCGUUAAUUUUCAUGUAUGGGAAGUUUGGUCUUGUUGAGGAAGCUAUAAAAGUGUUUAAGCAUAUGCCUGAGAGGAAUUUGGUUUCGUGGAACUCAAUGAUUUCUGGGUUCUCAGCAAAUGGAUAUAUUGAACAAAGUUUUGAUCUUUUCAGGAAUAUAUUUACAGGGGAUGAGGCUCUCGUUCCAGACACAACUACUAUGGUUAUUAUGCUGCCAAUAUGUGCAGCUGAAGAGGAAGUGGAAUUCGGGAAGAUUAUUCAUGGUUUAGCUGUAAAGCUAGGAUUGGCUAAUGCGUUAACAGUGAAUAAUUCACUAGUGGAUAUGUAUUGCAAAGUUGGGUACUUUGCUGAUGCACAGAUUCUGUUUGAGAAAUAUGAGAGCAAAAAUGUAGUUUCUUGGAACUCGAUUAUCAGGGGUUAUUCAGGUGGAGGAGAUGUUAGAGGAACAUUUCAUCUUACAAGAAGGAUGCAAAGUACCAGUGAGUAUGUGAAGGCGAAUGAGGUCACCCUAUUGAAUGUUUUGCCCGUGUGCCUUGAGGAGUCAGAGCAGUUGAUAGUGAAAGAAUUGCACGGUUACUCGCUUAGAAAUGGUCUUGAAUUCCAUCAGUUGUUAACAAAUGCUUUUAUAGCUGCCUAUGCAAAGUGUGGAUUGCACAAAUAUGCUGAGCUUGUAUUUUAUGGAGUGGCGAAUAAGACAGUAAGCUCUUGGAAUGCACUGAUAAGUGGCUGUGCUCAGAAUGAGGAUCCAUCCAAGGCUUUGACUCUCUCCUCUGAAAUGAUGGAUUCUGGCCUGCUUCCUGACUGGUUUACUAUUGGUAGCCUUCUGCUUGCUUGUUCCCACUUAAAACUGCUACAUUGUGGUACACUAAUUCACAGUUUAGUGCUUAGAAAUGGUCUAGAAACAGAUAUGUCUACACGGGUCUCCCUAAUCUCAUUUUAUAUGAAUUGUGGAAAACCAGAUAUGGCACAAUGUCUGUUUGACAGGAUAGAAGAUAAAAAUGUGGUAUCCUGGAACGUGAUGAUAGCUGGUUAUUUGCAGAAUGCAGUACCAAAUAAAGCCUUUUGUCUGUUUCGUGAUAUGGUAUCUCAUAGAUACCAACCUGAUGAAAUUUCUGUUACAAGUGUAUUAGGGGCUUGUUCAACAUUGUCUGCUAUCAGGCUGGGGAAAGAAGUUCAUUGCUUUGCAUUAAAAAUUAACCUUAUAGAGGAUAGUUUUGUCCAUUGCUCAAUCAUAGACAUGUAUGCAAAAUCUGGAUUCAUAGGAAUGUCCAAGUAUGUUUUUGAUCAUAUUCUGCUCAAAGAUAUUGCAUCAUGGACAGCUAUGAUUACUGGAUAUGCAGUUCAUGGACUUGGAAUGGAGGCCAUCGAGCUAUUUCAGGAAAUGCAAAAAUUGGGCUUCAACCCUGCCAGCUUGACAUAUGUCUCUAUUUUAAUGGCGUGUAACCAUGCCGGGCUCAUUGAAGAAGGUCAACAAUAUGUUAGAGAGAUGCAGAUCUUGCAUGGUCUAAAACCAGAAUUGGAGCAUUAUGCAUGCGUGAUUGACAUGCUGGCUCGUGCUGGACAGUUUGAUGAUGCCUUAAAUCUCAUGGCUGAGAUGCCUAUGCAGCCAGAUACUCAAAUUUGGUGUUCGUUGCUCAAUUCCUGUAUAGUUCACGCCCAGUUAAAUCUUGGGAAGAAAUGUUCUAAGAAGUUACUGGAAUUAGAGCCAAAAAGAGCAGAAAUUUAUGUUCUAGUAUCCAAUUUUUUUGCCAGAUAUGGGGACUGGGAUUCUGUUAGACAAUUGAGGCAAAAGAUGAAGGAAUUAGGCUUGCAAAAAGAAAUUGGUUGCAGUCAGAUUGAAAUAGGAGGAAAAAGCUAUAACUUUGCUGUUGGCAAUAUGCUUUCCAAGCCGUAAGAGCUCUAGUGAAGAUUGAUAUGACCAAAAGGAAACAAGUGAAUUGGUUAGUACCCGAGAUGAUUUGGUGCUUCAGCAUUUGAACGGAGAGGAACAAAGAAUAAAAUUGAGGCAGCUAGCUACAAGAAACUGUUUAGAAUCACUUGUGACUUGACUCACGUUCUUCUUGUUGAUGACUCAAAAUCUUUCCUCUAGGAAAGCACUUCACAAAUUACCGUAAUAUGCUUCAAGUUAGUGCACGCAAUGAUUGUUAGGGAGAUUAUCACAAGGAUUAGAAUAAGAGGCACUCUCUCACACUUUUGAAGAUGGUUCCUCUGGAUACCUCUAUGAGUCGAUUUGAGAGGGAGAGUGCCUCUUAUCCAAGCCCUUUGGAUACCUGUACGAGUCGAUUUGAGAGAGAGAGUGCCUCUUAUUCCUUGUUAGCAAUGGGUGCUUGAUUUCAAGAAUGACUCCUCCAGCGAAUAUGUUCAAGUUUUCAAAGAAUCAUUUGAAGAGCAAUGUGGCAGAAGAUGUUCUAAAACAAAAGUUCAGUAUGUAAUUUCAGUUCUCAAAAAAAGAUGAGAACGACAAGGUUGAUACUCCAAGAGCCAAGAAUUCCAUGGUAAUCUUAUUCAACCUCGAUACUACUACCUAGAGUAUUUAGGCUUCUCGGGUCAGAGCUUAAGCUAGUGAUGCUUUUGGCUACUAGACUUUCCCCAUGUGCAAUAUUCGGGUUUUUUCACCUAUCUCCCUCUAUGCUUUGCCGUAGUUAUUCUUCUGGCAUUAUUUCGACAAAAAAAAAAGAGAUUCCUCUGGCAUUAUGACCUUUACCACAGCAAUGUUGUCCUCUGGAAUUAUGAUGUUGUCCCCUUGGUUGGUGCUUCUUAGUAUUUUGUUGUUCAUAUGUCAAACUUUGUCUUGUUAGGUGUAAAUAGAAAGUGGAAUUAAAUAUGGGGGGAUAAGGGAGUUGUUUUCAUUGUUUAUCAAAGGGGGAGUUGGAUACUUCUCCCACCUCAGCUUUUCGAUCUUUUCUAGAACUUGACGUAAAUAAGGAAGUAUUAUUACUUUUACUCUUCUUCGACCAUACCAAACAACUAGAAGUUAAUCUGUUUCAAUUUGUUUGUGUUCCUUCUCUUUUAUCAACAAUCAAUUUGUAUUCUUGUAUCCAAAAGUCACAACCAGUUGCCGCGAUGAGUGUAUUCAACAAA
Molecule: messenger RNA, 4068 nt
Organism: Solanum dulcamara
Lineage: Eukaryota; Viridiplantae; Streptophyta; Magnoliopsida; Solanales; Solanaceae
Product: pentatricopeptide repeat-containing protein At1g18485
Exons: 1
Coding region: 212-2881 (889 amino acids)
Biological process (GO): RNA modification
Molecular function (GO): RNA binding; protein binding
Source: RefSeq, a predicted model, not a curated record